CAUUGUUGUUGACAGUUGACAGUUGAUCUUGACGAGUGAUUCUUGUAAAAUUUUUAAAAUUAAAUACUGAUGCUAUUUUGAACUUGGCAUAACUUAAAUAUGAGGUUCAGAUUUUUAGGGGACGUUGACUGUCCGGACUGGUUACUAGCUGAAAUUUAUAAUUUAUCUCAAAUGCCAUCAUCCAAGAUGAAAUCCCUUUCUCAGAUUGUAAUCAAAGCUAUCAUCAGUAAGGAGAUCGAUCAAGAAAAAAUGAAAAAAUUCAGCCAAGAGUCAAAAAUAGAGCUUGAUAACGUGAAAGCUCUCAUUGCUGCCCUGGAUAUGAUAUUCAAGUCUUCAUCGAGAAACAGCGUCUCUCCAGCAGAUUUGAGCAGUGAAUUGCAACAGUUGGGCUUGCCUCGAGAACACAGUACCAUCGUAUCUAGGCUACACACAGACAACUGUGCUCAGAUCACUGUCUUGCUUACAGAACAAUCAUUGAGAAUAAACAGGGUUUCAUCCAUUGAAAUUGUGCCUGCUGAAAACUCGCCAUCUGCUAAAAUGAUCUUGAAGACUGUUCAUACUCCAGGAGAUAAUGAACAUGAGACUUUGAUUAACAUUCCAAAAGAAAAAUUGAGCUAUUUGCUUGGAGAGCUCAAAAAUGUGAGAUCACUGAUGGAACAACUUGUUGAGUAAUUAUUGAGUAAAGCAUGCAUGUUUACAAGGUUCUGGGUCCCACUUGAAGUUUUUAUCAAAGUUACCAUACCUUGUUUAUACAACUUGUGAAAUUAAGUUGAUUUUAAUUUUUUUUUUAAAUAAUAAUAAAAAAAUUGUAUA
This is a messenger RNA of Copidosoma floridanum, 813 nucleotides long. RefSeq names its product COMM domain-containing protein 4. Lineage: Eukaryota; Metazoa; Arthropoda; Insecta; Hymenoptera; Encyrtidae. The record is from RefSeq and is a predicted model, not a curated record.